AUGGAGAUUUUUGGCUCUGUGUUACUUCUUGUACCAUGUUUUCCUCCUGUUUCUGCAACCUUUCCACAACCCUCUCGCUCUCUUGAAGCAUUUGCAACUGUAGGUGGAGGGCCUAUACAGGCAAGAAAACAGGGUUUUCUUGGCCUUGACGGAAGAAAAGAAUUGGAGCUUAUUGGUGUAGAGUGUUUCAACAAUCUAGUGAUGCGCUCGUUUUUCCACGAUCUAAGAAAAGAUAAGGAUGGCCACAUAUACUAUUGUAAGAUGCAUGAUCUUGUUCAUGACCUUGCACAAUUUAUCACUGAUAAAGAAUGCUUUCUUAUAGAGAUGAAAAGCAAUAAUGAUGGUGAUCAGUUGCACAACAACAAGAAGUUCCGCUAUUUAUCUUUGGUAUCAGGCGAGGAGGCAAUGAAUUCAAUUCCAACAUUAAGUGAACUAUGCAAUUUGCAAACCUUGAAACUUGACAAUUGUGAGUAUCUUAGUAAACUUCCCCAAGGGAUUGGAAAAUUGAUUAAUUUGAGACAUCUUGAAAUUGAGAAUACUGUCUGUCUCAACUGUCUACCUCAAGAAAUUAGAAGAUUAACAUCCCUUCGAACAUUAAACAGAUUCUUUGCUUCUGAAGGAUGUAAGAUUGGUGAAUUGAAAAACCUCAAUCUUCUUCAAGGAAGUCUAGAAAUAACAAGGCUGAAGAGAGUGGAAAACAAGAGCGAGAGCUACGAGGCAGGAUUGAAGAAUAAGCAAGAUGUUCGUAGCCUGGUGUUGGAGUUUUCGGAUGAUUCACUUGGUGGAGUCAAGGAAGUGGAGAGGAUGGAGGAUGUGCUUCAAGGCCUUGAACCACAUCCCAACCUGGAAAAAUUAAGCAUUUAUGAAUACCCUGGUUUCAAGUUGCCAAGUUGGAUGAGUGAUAAUUCUGUGUUGUCUAAUUUACAGUCUCUGUCUCUGUCUUGUUGCUGGAAACUUAGACAGUUACCCCCUACAUUGUGGAAAUUACCAUUCCUUGAAAUUAUUGAGAUCGAUCUUUUGCCUAAUUGGGAAGAGUGGACUAUGGGAGUAGAAGAAGAUGGAGUGAUUAUCAGUACAACUAUUUUGCCAUGUCUCCGUAAUUUGGUCAUCUCAAGUUGUCCAAAGCUGAAGACAUUGCCAGCUCUUGGAAAACUAGCAUCCCUUGAAUCCAUUAAAAUUGAGGGAUUACAAGGGUUAACACAUUGGGAUGAGUGGGAAUUGGGAGUGGAUGGGAAGGAGAUUAAGAUUAUGCCAUGUCUUCGUAUAUUGAAGCUUUACAAGUGCCCAAACUUAAGUGUUGUACUGGCUACUGGGGUACUUGUGUCACUUGAACAGCUUUCAGUACAUUCUUCGAGGAAAAUAAAAUACAUUGGUGAACUCUGCGAAGGUGGGGGGAGUGAUGGUAAUGAUUUAUUCCCUGAGUUGGAAUCACUUGAGUUUGGAGGUAUGGAAAAUUUGGAGGAGUGUGAGACUAGGAGAACGAUUAUAAAACACCGGCAAAUAAUGCCUUGUCUUAGGAGCUUAGUACUUUGGCAUUGUCCCAUGUUAGUUGCACCACCACACCAUCUCUUCCUGCUGCCUCAUAUAUCACCACCACUCCUAAGGAAGCUGGUUAUAGGAGAUAGUCCAUUUUUGAGUUGGAUGCAACAGCCACCAUUGCCACCUUCAUCAUAUGUUUUACUGCCAUUCCUUGAGGAGUUAGAGUUGUUAUACAAUGCAGGUUCUCUAUCAAGGUCACUGUUAUCACCAGAUAAUAGUCAGAUGUGGUUCCUCAACCUCAAGUCUUUGAUUCUCACUGGUUCACCACAUACAUCACUUCCCCAAGGCAUAGGACAACUCACAAUGCUACAGAGAUUAACAAUCCGGAGUUGGAACAGAAUGACAUAUAUGUCAGAGGAGAUACAACAUAUGGCCAUGCUUCGAGAGCUAAGGAUUUUAUGUUGUGAGAUUCUUGGACCACGAUGUCAAGAAGGAGCAGCAGAUUGGGGCAAGAUAUCAUACAUCCCCUCAAUUAUAGUUGGUGGAAUUUUUGUUGAGCACCAAUGA
Molecule: messenger RNA, 2046 nt
Organism: Macadamia integrifolia
Lineage: Eukaryota; Viridiplantae; Streptophyta; Magnoliopsida; Proteales; Proteaceae
Product: putative disease resistance protein RGA3
Exons: 4
Coding region: 1-2046 (681 amino acids)
Source: RefSeq, a predicted model, not a curated record